AUGUCAUCCUUAUUUGUGUUGUUUUGCUUAAUUAAGACCAUUAUAGGAAAUAAUAAAUUUGUAUCUGGAAGCACCUUGUAUCGAAUAAAAGAUACUGAGAAAGCUUUUAGAGAAAUUAUUUAUAAAGGCUUUACUGGAUCUUCUGAAACAUUAAUUAAAGAAUUCAAGAGCAACUUCAUUAUACUUAUGAUUGGACAGUAUGUUUAUAAUAAAAAUGUAAAAUAUGUUAAUUAUACUUAUUCAAUCUCGUACUUUCUAGAUGAUUUAACUAUUAAGGCUGAGAAUUUUCCUUAUUCUUAUCUGCUAUUGAUUUAUUUUGCUCUUGCCAUGACUAAUUCUUACCAAACUAAUGAUGAGAAUGGUUGGUAUAAUUCUCUUAAAGAGAAUCUAAAAAAGACAGUUAUAUUAGUAAUUGAAAGAUUCAAGAUCAGUUUAUAUAAAAAAACACCUCAUAUUAUUGUAUCGGAUAUUGAGUGGAACUAUGCAGAAAACAAUAGCAAAUCUCAAGCUUCAUCUUCUUCCAAUAAUAGAAAAUCAAAACCCUGUGGAGAUUUGGAUGACCAACUUGAACUUAUAGAAGAGAAGUAUGCGAAAAUAGAAGCUCAGUCUUCAAAAAAAAGAAAAUUUAGUAAUUUCACUCCACAAGCAAACCCGCUAAAAGAUAAUUUAUCAUCUACUAAUUUCAAGGACACAGUCAUGCAAAUUAGAACUAGUAAACCUGCUGCACAAGAAAACUCUACUAAACCUGCUAUGCAAGAAAACUUUACUGAAUCUGCUGUGCAAGAAAACUUUGAUGAAAUGAUUAAUA
Molecule: messenger RNA, 808 nt
Organism: Dentiscutata heterogama
Lineage: Eukaryota; Fungi; Glomeromycota; Glomeromycetes; Diversisporales; Gigasporaceae
Source: the annotation of a GenBank genome assembly